AUGAAGCUUCAGUACUCUCUUCUCUGCCUGUGUGCACUCUUCCUUUGUGCCUCGUGUGAGGACGGAGAAAUUAUUGGAGCUGUAGAUCCUCGAGGCCCUCGUCCGGCUGUAGCUGGAUUCACAUCUGACAAAUGUGCCACAGAGAAAGACUGGCCAUUAUGUAUAGAUGAUGACUGGGGUAAAAAAUGUCCGUCUGGCUGCCGAAUUCAAGGCCUUCUGGAUCAAAGUGAAAAUGAGAUCUUAAAAAAGAUUCAGAAGCUCCGCAACCUUCUUAAUGAGGGAAAAAAUGUGCAUCGAUCUACAGAUCUGGAGUCCCAAAAUACUUACAACUUUCUGAGAGAGAGGCUUGUUUCCAACACAGGUUUUGACAACAGAUAUGCCACUUUGGCUGAACAGCUGAGGCAGAGGAUUGUUGAGUUGAAGAUUAAAAUCGAUCAACAGCUGAAUUUGCUGAAGGCUCUAAAAGAUCGAAUUAAAACCCAGUUCUUCGCUGUACAGCGCCUGGAGGUUGACAUUGAUAUCAAGCUACGCAGCUGUAAAGGCUCCUGUGCCAGCUAUCAGGAAUUCUCUGUGGAUAAGGAGAGCUACGUAGCUCUGGAAAAGCAGUUGGACCGCCUAGACCCCUUACAGGUCCAGAAUGUUGAGACUGUCACUUCCUUGAAGGUACUGAAGAUAAAGCAACUGAAAGAAUUAGGUACGGAUACACCUUCCAUCUACAAGGCUGGAACCGUUGGAACAGAAAGAGAGGCGCAGAAGAAAACCUUCUUUGGUGACGUGGGCCAGCUUCAGCUCUCCCUGGAGGCUGAGGGCUCCACAGCAGAAACGGCUGCCACCGUCAGCAAAGUCAUCACAGGUACGGGCCAGUCCACACCCAUUUCUACACAAACCCAAACCCAAACUCUCAGCUGCACCCAGACCGUGCGCAAGAUAACAACGCACACCAAAGACGGCAUUCAGGAAAAGUAUGAAACAGUACGCACUGGGCCAGGGUGUGAUGCCAUUGGAAAAUUCGGCAUUUCUGAAGCAGAUCUCCUGAGUGCAGCCAAAGAGGGUAAAGAACUGAGUAGUGAUGGCUUCAGAGUCAAAGUAACUACUGGAGAUUCUAAAUCCAUCACCACACUCAACCGUGGUGAAGGAGAACUCGGUGGGUUUGCAGAAGACUUCUUUCAGGGACUGGGUUCUCGUGGACAGGAUAGUAAGUUCUCCUCAUCCUUCACUUCUUCCUCCACCUCUAAAUCCAUCAUUACUGGCGGAAGAAAAGGUUUUAACUCCGACACUAAGAGCAUCACAUCAACUUCUUCGCCUGCUGAUUUUGGUGAUGACUUUGGAGCAUUCUUACUUGGUGACAUAAAAGAUGAUCUUCCUGAUCUACAUGCUCGCAGUUUCAAGUCCAGUGGCCAAAACAAAGAUGAAUCUCUCCUUUCAGACUGUGUUGAUAUCCAGGGGAAGCACACCAAGGGUGGUCAGAGUGGCCUGUUCAAAGUAAAGCCGGCCAGGCUGGAGGAGGUAGUGGAGGUUUACUGUGACCAGAACACAGGUUUGGGGGGCUGGGUUCUAAUCCAGCAGAGGGAGGAUGGAUCUGUUAACUUCAACCGCACUUGGAAUGAGUAUCGGGCUGGGUUUGGGAAGAUAGACAAGCAUGGAUAGGGUGAGAUUUGGAUUGGGAACCACAUCUUACAUCUCCUCACUCAGAAAGAAAGUGUUCUGAGAAUAGAGCUGUUAGACUGGGCAGAAAACGAGGUGUACGCAGAAUAUAAUGUCAAAGUGGGCUCAGAGAAGGAGGGAUUCCAGCUGAGUGUAUCAGCUUAUGAAGGAGAUGCAGGUGAUGCUCUGGUGCAGGGGUUUGCUACCAUGGGUUCCUUCCUUUCACAUGCUGGGAUGAAGUUUAGCACGUUUGACAGAGAUAAUGACAAGUGGGAGGAGAACUGUGCUGAGAUCUAUGGAGGUGGAUGGUGGUACAAUAACUGCCAGUCUGCCAACUUUAAUGGGAUUUACUACAAGGGAGGGAAGUACGAUCCUGCUAGCAAAAUUCCCUAUGAGAUAGAGAAUGGAGUUGUGUGGCUACCAUUUAAACCAGCUGAUUAUUCCCUUAAAGUGGUCAGGAUGAAGAUUAGGCCUCUACAGAGUCUCAAAUAGAUGAAAGGAGAUCAAGAUACAGAUGAUGAA
This is a messenger RNA of Neoarius graeffei (lesser salmon catfish), 2166 nucleotides long. RefSeq names its product fibrinogen alpha chain (gene fga). Gene Ontology annotation, biological process: blood coagulation; protein polymerization; platelet activation. The transcript is spliced from 6 exons. The record is from RefSeq and is a predicted model, not a curated record. Lineage: Eukaryota; Metazoa; Chordata; Actinopteri; Siluriformes; Ariidae. Gene Ontology annotation, cellular component: fibrinogen complex. Gene Ontology annotation, molecular function: signaling receptor binding.